Messenger RNA from Amblyraja radiata (thorny skate), 737 nucleotides. RefSeq names its product myosin light chain 5. NCBI's taxonomy places the organism in Eukaryota, Metazoa, Chordata, Chondrichthyes, Rajiformes, Rajidae. The coding region runs from base 126 to 647 and encodes 173 amino acids. The record is from RefSeq and is a predicted model, not a curated record. The transcript has 7 exons. Gene Ontology annotation, molecular function: calcium ion binding.
UGUAAGGAGUAGUUUGUGCUGGCUGCAGUGUUCCUCAGGGAGUUGAGAAGACGCCAGCCGUAGAGUCCAGCACCAGCCCAGCUCGCUAUAUAAACCACAGCCGCGAUGCGCAGCCACGGGCGAGCAUGGCGAGCAGGAAGACCAAAAAGAAGGAAGGCGGCGCCAAGCGAGCCCAGAGGGCUUCCUCCAACGUCUUCUCCAGCUUUGAACAGACCCAGAUCCAGGAAUUCAAGGAAGCUUUCACUCUGAUUGACCAGAACAGAGAUGGCUUCAUUGACAAAGAAGAUCUGAAAGACACUUAUGCAUCCUUGGGCAAACUCAACGUAAAAGAUGAUGAACUAGAAUCCAUGUUGCAAGAGGCUACUGGUCCAAUUAACUUUACCAUGUUUUUAAAUCUGUUUGGAGCAAAGUUACAUGGUUCUGAUCCAGAAGAGGUGAUGCUAAAUGCCUUCAAAAUGUUUGAUCCAAAUGGGAAAGGAAACAUCAACAAAGAAGAAUUGAAACACUUGUUAAUGACACAAGCUGACAAGUUCACAGCUGAGGAGACUGACCAGAUGUUUCAGUCCUCUCCCAUUGAUACGGCGGGUAACCUGGAUUAUAAAUCACUCUGCUACAUCAUCACACACGGUGAAGAAAAGGAAGACUAAAUGAAAAAUCAAGCACACUUACCCAAAGUCCUCAGAUCUUUGUAUUUAUCACGUUGCAUCAACAGUGAAUAAAACCACAUUUUAAAUAAU